Messenger RNA from Henningerozyma blattae CBS 6284, 939 nucleotides. RefSeq names its product U2-type spliceosomal complex subunit CWC23 (gene CWC23). The coding region runs from base 1 to 939 and encodes 312 amino acids. Lineage: Eukaryota; Fungi; Ascomycota; Saccharomycetes; Saccharomycetales; Saccharomycetaceae. The record is from RefSeq and is a predicted model, not a curated record. The transcript has a single exon. Gene Ontology annotation, cellular component: spliceosomal complex. Gene Ontology annotation, biological process: spliceosomal complex disassembly.
AUGUCUAAGGAGUUACAACAAAUUAUAGAGAAUAAAGUAAAUCUUUAUGAUAUUUUAGGAUUCCACAAUAAUAAUUCCACAAUAACUUCUAAUGAAAUAAAGAAAAGAUAUAGAAGUUUAGCAUUAAAAUAUCAUCCUGAUAAAACCCCCAAUGAUCUUACAUUAGUAGAGAAGUUUCAUAAAAUCACAAUUGCACUUAACAUAUUAACAAAUAAUCAAUUGAAAACAGAAUAUGAUAAAUGGUUAAAUAGUUAUCUGUUAAUCCAACGCAGAAAUGAUGAUGUCAGUAGUGAAAGAAAAAUUUUGAUGGAAAAACUGACCACUCAAGAAGUUACUGAAAAACAAAAAAAUUUGAUCAAUAGAAAUGACAAUUAUUCACGAGAUCUAGGAAAAAUUCAAGAAUAUGGUGAAUCUCUUCGAAAAUUGAAGCAAUUUAAAAUGCCAUACGGAGAUUGGAGAAAUCUUAAUCGAGUAUCAAAACCAAAUAUUAAGCCGGAAUGGAAAGAUGUAGCGUUAAAUAAUGAUGUUAAUACUUUAAGGAUCGAAGUAGAAAAUUUACCUCAUUCAGAACUGGGUCAUCUAGGAUUAGAUUUACAAAUAUCCAAGAAGGAUCAAUUACAAUCAUAUCUCGAAAACUCCCUUGGGUUACAAUUUGAAGAAUUGUACUAUUCAUCUAGAAAUAAUUUCCAAAACGAUGAUACAAUUGUGGCAUAUGCUGUAUUCCAAAAAACGGCAGAUUCUAAAAAAGUAUUUCAACUCUGGGAAAGCAAUAGCAUACAGUCACCACUUAUUGUCAAUAUCUCUCCCUUGAUCCCUGUUUCAUUUUAUCAUAACAUUAAAAUACCUAAAGAUUCUGAUAAACUAAACAGAUCCAUUCUAGAUCAAUUAUCCAAGACAACUUUCUCAUCUUCUACCACUAUCCACAUUCUUGACGACUAG